GCGAAGGCCGCCAUCAACCUGGCGAAGGCGGUAGGCGCCCGCAAAGUGGCUGCCCUUGCGGCCACAGGGGCGGAAGGUCUUGGCGUCGCACCAAAGGGGGCUGAAGCAAGCGAGAAGAAGAUACUCAACGUGGAAUGGGACGAGACGUUCUUCGGCAGCAUCGACGGCCUCGACGCCACGCCCGAGGAAAAGACAGCGCUGCUGACGCUCAAGCAGCAGAUCCAAAGGGGCUCAGGCCCCGCCGCGGCGGCAACGACCAGCCAAGCCACGUCGGCUCCCGAGGACGCCACCGCCAAUGAGCAGCAGCGCAUCGCGGAGGAGGCCAAGAAGUUGUCGGAGGCCAAGUUCGCAGCGGCUGCUCUGGCGUCCAAAGCCAAAGGCAAGGGCACGGCUGCCUCG
This is a messenger RNA of Prorocentrum cordatum, 399 nucleotides long. Lineage: Eukaryota; Dinophyceae; Prorocentrales; Prorocentraceae. The record is from the annotation of a GenBank genome assembly.